UUGUUCUCGUACCGUGAGCUGGUCCCCGGCAGAAGCUGCUGACGGCUGAAACUUUUCUCAACUCUAAAUCCAUGAGCGAGCGGACAAUGUACGUGGUAAAACACCAAACCUACACAGUAUCAAGAUCGCAAAUGAAAAACGUGCCUUUCCUAAGAGGAAUCCGUGGCGGUCUGGUUUUGCAUAUUUGAUGUGUUCACCGUGCGCCCGAGCUGACAGCGCCGCGUGCUUCCGUAUGGUCACGUUAUUAAGCUCGUGGACUAACGGUGGAGGGCGUCGGGUUCAUGCGCCAACUGGAAACCCUGCCCGUGGGCUACAAAAGACGUGAAGAUGGCAUUAAAAAAAUGUGCGAGUGGUGCUGACUCGGUUUAGGCGAACAGGAACAUAAGACGCAAAACGCUUGGGCGGAUCGCUUACACACGCCUGUCGCGAGCGAAAGGAUGGCGGUCACGAAUACUUUUGGAGACGCGGAAACCAGCUGUCUGUAGAUUUGCAUGUAAUUUCCACAUUUUGCUUUUUACUGUGUACAGUGUUAAGGUUACAUAUAUAUAUAUUUGAGUUGGGGUUGUAAACCUGUGCAGAAGAAAAUUUCUGCUGGAUUCUAGAGUUAUUCAGCCACGGUACCUCGUUCCGGUUUGUCGUAUUUAUGCUAUAAUGCUGGCAGAAAGUGUCUAAUGGAUUCAUAUAGCGAUCAACAGAGCGAGGAUGGGAAUACGCAUCAGAUACCCUAAACUGUUUCUGCUCCUAAUGUCAGCGCUGGUGCUGGUCCUCUGCUUGUACAUGAGAACGUACGGGAGCAAUGAGGUAGUAGUUAGGAGCUCGCUGGACACACGUCGCCUCACCGAGCAGCACGGCAUCGACUGCUCGGCAGUUUACAACAUGGACCCCGUGGCCCUGGGCAAAUCGUUAGCGCUCCGAAAACGGGGCGUGACGAUGGCGAGCGACGCGAGCGUGGCAAACGCCACCUCUGACUGCGCCCGCUACCUGGCGUCCCGGGGCUAUGGCGAGGCGCACGUGUCGGAGGCGGAGCGCGAUUUCCCGCUGGCCUACUCACUGGUGGUGCACAAGGACGCCGCCAUGGUGGAGCGUAUCCUGCGCGCCGUGUACAUGCCCCACAACGUCUACUGCCUGCACUACGACCUGAAGUCUCCGGCGGUCUUCGCGGAGGCGAUGCGCGGCCUGGCGCGCUGCCUGCCCAAAUUGACCGUGGCGUCGCAGCUGGAGCAUGUGCAGUACGCCGGCAUCUCCCGCCUUCACGCCGACCUCAACUGCCUGAAGGACCUGGCCAACUCGCCCGUGCCCUGGCGCUACGCCAUCAACCUGUGCGGCCAGGACUUCCCGCUGCGUUCCAACAGCGAGCUGGUGCGCGAGCUGCGGGCGCUGGGCGGCGCCAGCAUGCUGGAGACGGUGCGGCCCAGCAACGCCAAGAAGCAGCGCUUCAGCGUGCGCUACAUCCUCAGGGACAAGAACGCGCAGUACCACCCGCUCCCGGUCAGGACGGCCGAGGCCAAAGCCCCGCCCCCGCACGGCAUCCAGGUGUUCGUCGGCAGCGCCUACUUCACGCUCGCCCGAGAAUUCGUGACCUUUGUGCAGCAGAGCCGGCUGGCGAAGGACUUCCUGGCGUGGUCCGAGGACACCUACUCGCCAGAUGAGCAUUUCUGGGCCAGCCUGAUCCGCGUGCCGGAAGCGCCGGGCGCGGUGGGCCUCUCUGAGCCAGACAUCUCGGACCUGACGAGCAAGACGCGUGUGGUGAAGUGGGAGUACCUGGAACACAGGCUCUACCCAGCAUGCACCGGGGUGCACCUACGCAGCGUGUGCAUUUACGGCGCCGCCGAGCUCCGCUGGCUCCUGGAUGGACGCCACUGGUUCGCUAACAAGCUGGACCCCAAGGUGGACCCCAUCCUCAUCGAAUGCCUGGAAGAGAAACUGGCUGAGAGACAGAGGACAUCUGGGGCACACUGACGCCAUCUUCUCCCCUCACCCUGGGGGUCAUUCAUUCAUUCAUUCACCAGCCUUCUAGGAUAUUGUGGCAACUUUUACGUUUUUAGGUUGAUUGUAUUACAUUUUAGUUAGGAAGGUAAUUCUAGUCAGGGAGGUUUACACUGGAACAAAAACCCUUCACAGGGUUGAAGUACCGAACUCCCAGUAUCCCACAUCGACUGGUACUAAUUAGCCCGUUUGGAAAACGCGAACCCCAGCCUGCUACAGGCGGAGGCUCCGUGGCUCCACCCUGGGCAGGCCUUGGGGUCACUCCUGUUCUCUUUUGUGGUUAAAAGGCUUCUUGAAAUACUUUGUGGUUAUUGAGAAUUAUUUUGCAAGACUUGUCAAUAAUGAACCUCAACUCUUUUAUAAUUUAUUUGUCAUUUGUUUGCUUUAUUUUUAAUAAAAUUCUUCGAGGUGGCUCUUUAA
This is a messenger RNA of Electrophorus electricus (electric eel), 2406 nucleotides long. Its product is annotated as beta-1,3-galactosyl-O-glycosyl-glycoprotein beta-1,6-N-acetylglucosaminyltransferase 4-like. Gene Ontology annotation, molecular function: acetylglucosaminyltransferase activity. The record is from RefSeq and is a predicted model, not a curated record. Gene Ontology annotation, cellular component: membrane. NCBI's taxonomy places the organism in Eukaryota, Metazoa, Chordata, Actinopteri, Gymnotiformes, Gymnotidae.